This is a messenger RNA of Phycodurus eques (leafy seadragon), 2726 nucleotides long. Its product is annotated as AN1-type zinc finger protein 3-like. Bases 87 to 848 code for a protein of 253 amino acids. The transcript is spliced from 6 exons. Gene Ontology annotation, molecular function: zinc ion binding; DNA binding. The record is from RefSeq and is a predicted model, not a curated record. Lineage: Eukaryota; Metazoa; Chordata; Actinopteri; Syngnathiformes; Syngnathidae.
GGGGGGGGGUGGAGGGGUGGGGGGAAACGAGCGAGCAGGCCGCGGACUCAUCCCCGGCCUCGCGUAGCUUCCUGCGGCCGGCCGCCAUGGGCGACACCAGCGAGAGAAGCAAGCCGCCCGGUCUCCCUCCACGCUGUCCCUGCGGCUUUUGGGGGUCCAGUAAGACCAUGAAUCUCUGUUCCAAGUGUUUUGCUGACAUCCAGAAGAAGCCGCCGGAUGAGGAUUGUCCCUCUAAGGGCAGCAGCAGCGAGACCACCACAGCCACCAUCACCACCAUCGCCAACAGCGGCACCACCACCGCCAUCAACACCACCACCAACAAGACUCCAUCUAUAUCGUCGCCAGUGUCGCCAUCUUUGUCCCUGCCCACCGCCACCGAGCUGCCGGCUGCCGAGGAACCCUCGCCUUUGUUCGCCGCAUCCAAGGAGGUUUCAGGCGUGUCGUCCACAGUGACAGCGCAGAGUACGAUGUGCACGCCCACAAAACGUCCUCGAGAGUCGGCCUCUGCUUCGGAGAGCGAGGCCACGCCGGAGAAGCGGCCGCGGGCGGAGGCGAAAGAAGAAGAAGAAGAAGAAGACGGCGGCGGCGAGGAGCAAGCAGGCAGCACGCCCAAGCAGAAGAACCGUCGCCGCUGCUACAGCUGUCAAAGUAAACUGGAGCUGGUGCAGCAGGAACUGGGCUCCUGUCGCUGUGGCUACGUGUUCUGCAUGCUGCACCGGCUCCCCGAGCAGCACGACUGCCUGUUCGACCACCUGGGGCGUGGGCGUGAGGAGGCGGUCCUCAAGAUGGUCAAGCUGGACCGCAAGGUGGGCCGCUCGUGCCAGCGCAUCGGCGAGGAGUGCUCCUGAUCGGCCGCCGCCGCCGCAUCCGCUCCCACGUGAGGCGUUUACACGCCCGUUGAGGAACACAGACGUGUGGCUGAAUGGAGGCAAGAAGAUGAGGAGGAGGAUAUUUUGGACCUGAACGCCGCUUACACUCACAUAGCCUUAAUCCCACCCCACCCCGCCGCCCUGGAUUUUUCCUAACCACGGGAAGUUGCGGCGAACUCUCGCCGUCUUCUCUCUCAGGUCGAACCCACCUUCCUCCUCCUCUUCCAUCUUCAAUUUUUUUUUUUAAACGGCGUUGUGUUCCCUGCCGGUGAAAAUCUUUUGAGCUGGACUUGUGCUCACGUUGGCUCCAGGAGAACACAACCCCAUCCGUGUCGCACGAGUGAGAGACUAUGAGAAAGUGAGUUUGUGUGUGCAUGAGAGCUUCCCCUUCCUCCUCACAAUGCUCGGUACAGUACUCACGUAGCGGGGAAGUACGGCUGAAGUUUUUUUUUUUCUUCUUUUUUCUUUUCCUGUUCCGAUAUAAGUUGUUACCCAAAACGUGACCACGGAGUACCCGCAGACUCGCGUGACCUCCUCCAAGGCUUCUAUUAAUUUAUUUUUUUGGGCUGUUUUGUGGCUACAAUUAAUCGAUCGGGUGGUGUUUGUACUUACUAGAUUGUGGGGAUGUUUUGCUUGUUUUGGAAAGUGAACCAAAUCUAUUCUUCCUUGUCGCCGUUUGACACUCGCCAGCUGGGCUAAAGUUAGCAGCUGGCAUCUAAAUGCAUCAUAGUCACCAUCUUUAGUCAUUGUGCUGAGCUUGCAUGCAAGUUUAGUUUUCAACAGAAAUUGGGCUACUGUGUUGGCAACAUUUAAUUUUCUUUAGAGAAAUGACAAAUUGUGAUCCUGAUAGAGGACAACACUUAAAACACUUGACUAUCAUUUAUUGGGGCUAAAAUGUUCCUAUUUAUGGGCGUUAGUUCUUUUUUUUUGGGGGGGGGGUCUAUUCCUGAUAGAGAAAUCUACAAAAUUUAAUGUUGCUAAUUGAAACUGUGUUUGGGGGAUGAGUUUUCAAAAAAUUCAAAGGACCCCCGGAAAAGGCCAAAUUGACCCCGUUAUGGCUACCUGUGUCUUUUCAGCUAUGACUUCUUGAGACUGAAUUUUCAAACAUAACUUCAAAUUAGAGUAUGGUGUUAAGACAACCCCACACACAAUGAUAAAAAAGUCAAAUCUUUCAAGAUUUUGUGUCGUCUGUUCGUCUACUAGACGUAGUUCAAAUUUGGUGGCAAUCAAGACAAAAUCACUCUGAGGAGUCGGUCUUUGAAGGACCCAUGGAAACGUUCAAAAGGAGACUACAGUAAAUCACGCAAACGAGCUCACGACUUGGAUGCAACGGAACUGAAAAAUUCUAUGUCACAAAUUCAAACUCCGUCACUCGAAGAGACUUCUAAAGACUUUGUUGUGUCGUCGCUCUUAAUCAGUGACACACUUUGGACUGGAUCUUAUUGCAUUUGCACAAGGAUAGGAUGCGUUUGUUGCUUCCGUCGGGGAGGAAGCGGAGCGUCGCAACUCGAUCGAGAAGCAACAGGGAAAGCGGACGAACUACGCGAAAUUGUUCCUCUUCAAGCUCUUCCUCCUCUGGAGAUUUGGAACGGCGCUAAAGGGAGAAGAAAAAUGUCACAGAUCUUUGUUGUUCUUGGGAUCUUUUUGUUUUUGUGUGCUGAUGAGAAAUGGAAGAAAAAGAAAAUAUCUUUCUGUACCUUUUCAAAGCAAAGAAUUAUUUAACCUUAUAUCAGUUCGAGUUACAACCUAGCAUAGAGUGGCAUAGUUUCAUUGUAUUAAGAAAAAACAUAAUUCUGUCCUAUUUUCUCCUUAAUUUGUGUUCUGUUUUCUGAUGAGGAAAUAAACUGGAUUAGAGGA